CCCCGGCCCCGGCCCCGGCCCCGGGGAGCGGCAUGGCCCGGGCGGGGGGCGCGGCGCCGCGGGCGCUGCUGCUGCUGCUGCUGCUGCCGGAGCCGGGGCGGGCGCGGGGGGGCCGCGUCCUGCGCCCGCCGCUGCUGCUGCUGCUGCUGCCGCCGGACGCGCUGCCCCGCGCCGGGCUGGCCAUGAAGGAGGAGCCGCUCAGCGUCCGCGCCUGGAUGCCCGGCGCCGGGAUCCUGGACGCGGGCACCGCUGCGCAGAGCGGGGUGGGCCUGGCUCGUGCCCACUUCGAGAAGCAGCCGCCCUCCAACCUGCGCAAGUCGAACUUCUUCCACUUCGUGCUGGCCAUGUACGACCGGCAGGGCCAGCCCGUGGAGAUCGAGCGCACCUCCUUCAUCGACUUCGUGGAGAAGGACCGGGAGCAGAACGGUGAGAAAACCAACAACGGGAUCCACUACCGGCUCCAGCUGCUCUACAGCAACGGGAUCCGGACGGAGCAGGACCUCUACGUGCGGCUCAUCGACUCCAUGUCCAAGCAGGCCAUCAUCUACGAGGGGCAGGACAAGAACCCCGAGAUGUGCCGCGUGCUGCUGACCCACGAGAUCAUGUGCAGCCGCUGCUGCGACAAGAAGAGCUGCGGGAACCGCAACGAGACGCCCUCCGACCCCGUCAUCAUCGACAGGUUCUUCCUCAAGUUCUUCCUCAAGUGCAACCAGAACUGCCUGAAGAACGCUGGCAACCCCCGCGACAUGCGGCGCUUCCAGGUGGUGGUGUCCACAACAGUGAACGUGGAUGGCCACGUCCUGGCCGUGUCCGACAACAUGUUCGUGCACAACAACUCCAAGCACGGGCGGCGGGCGCGGCGCCUUGACCCCUCCGAGGCUGCCACGCCCUGCAUCAAGGCCAUCAGCCCCAGCGAGGGCUGGACCACGGGCGGCGCCACCGUCAUCGUCAUUGGAGACAACUUCUUCGACGGCCUCCAGGUCGUGUUCGGCACCAUGCUGGUGUGGAGCGAGCUGAUCACACCCCACGCCAUCCGCGUGCAGACGCCGCCGCGCCACAUCCCGGGCGUGGUGGAGGUGACGCUGUCCUACAAGUCGAAGCAGUUCUGCAAGGGGGCACCCGGACGCUUCGUCUACACUGCGCUCAACGAGCCGACCAUCGACUACGGGUUCCAGCGCCUGCAGAAGGUCAUCCCCCGGCACCCCGGGGACCCCGAACGCCUGCCCAAGGAAGUCCUGCUGAAGCGGGCGGCCGACCUGGUGGAGGCGCUCUACGGGAUGCCCCACAAUAACCAGGACAUCAUCCUGAAGCGGGCAGCGGACAUCGCGGAGGCCCUGUACAGCGUCCCACGCGCCCCGAGCCAGCUGACGGCGCUGGCGGGCAACCACGGGCACGGCGCCGUGAUGGGCGUGGGCUCCUUCGGCGGGCAGCUGGGCGUCAACAUCGGCGACGCCGCGCAGGGCGCCGAGCAAGGCUACGCGCGCAGCACGAGCAGCGUGUCGCCCCGUGGCUACGUGCCCAGCUCCACGCCGCAGCCGGGCAGCUACAGCACGCUGUCGUCCGGCAUGAACGGCUACGGCGGUGCCGCCAUGGCCGGCCUGGGGGUGCCUGGCUCCCCCAGCUUCCUCAACGGCUCCACCGCCAACUCGCCCUACGCCAUCAUGCCUUCCAGCCCGCCGCUGGGCACGUCCUCCAUCAGCCUCCCGGCGGGCGCCGGAGCCUCCACGCCCGCCGGUGUCUUCUCCUUCUCCCCCGUCAACAUGAUCUCGGCCGUCAAGCAGAAGAGCGCCUUCGCGCCCGUGGUGCGGCCCCAGGCUUCCCCGCCGCCCCCCUGCGCCAGCGCCGGUGCCAGCAGCCUCCAGGACCAGGCUUUCGAGGACUCGGACAAGUACCACGGCCCGGCGCGGGCGCUGCAGGGACUGGCCUAUUCCUAAGCACCUGCGCCGGAGCCCGCGUGAGCCAGGGCUGGAUGCCAGGAGCAAUGCCCAGACCCGGCUGCACCCAACCGCGGGCGAGGGGGGGUCACACCCUGGCCAUUGGCACCUGGCACCAGGGCCCACAUCCGGAGUGACCGGGGGGCCUGGACCAGCCUCCGCUCGGCACAGAGCUGCCCGGAGCAGGGGCCAGGUCCCUCCGCGGGGCAGCGCCCCUGUUCCCCCCACCCCCCGAGCAAAGCAGCCGGUCCCUGGCAGCCCGGUGCCGGCCCAGGGACACUGCUCAGGUAACCCCCACCCGCCCCCAGGGGUGCAGUCGAGCCCGGGGCCAGGCCAGGGUGCUGCCCGGGGGGGGUCUGUCUGCGGGGAGCUUUGAAAGGGAGUCAGAGGACGAGGCCGGGGUGGCGGGGGCCGAACUCCCAGGGUCUGGGGCCGUUUCCUGGGGGGAGGGGGCACCACGCGGGGCUGAGCUCCAGGCCUGUGCACGGUGCUGCAUGCCAGGAGACACUGGCCCGGCCCCCCUGCUUGAGGAUGCCCAGCCUGCCCCCACAGCAGACUUUGGCCUGCCCAGAUGUUCCAGCCCAGAUGUGGAGCUGCCACCCCCAGCUCCAUCGUCCAGCCGGGGAGCUCAGCCCCAGGCCCAGGCGUGCGGGGGAGCCGGGGACGCUCAGGCCGGCGCAUCAGGGCUGCUGUAUAUAGGGGCAAGCCUGGGAGCUGGAGGGGGGCUGGCCAGCGUGUCCCCCCACCCACGUGUCCUGCAUUGCGUGUCCCUCUGUCCACGUGUGUGUGCUGCAGCUGUGCGUAGCCGUGUCACCCUCCCCGCAGUCUCCGUGUCACCUGUGUACAGCCAAGACCCCCCCCAUGAACCUCCCAACUAGCAAGCUCUGAGCGCAGGGCUCCUGGUCCCCAGCCCCAAGCCCCAUCCAGGCCUAGAGCCCCCCCACCCGGAGACCCCAGACCCGACAGGGCAGCUGGACAGACUCCCCCAGCCCCAUGGAGGCCAGCAGGAGCUGUGCCCCCCCUCCGCUGGGUCCCUGGGUCAAGGGGCCAGCCCAGGCCCCCCAUCCGGACCCCCGGGACCCGGCGCCGGGACCAGAGACGGGUUUGGAAACCGAAAUAAAGCGACUUGCACA
This is a messenger RNA of Alligator mississippiensis (American alligator), 3067 nucleotides long. It is a transcript of the gene EBF4, whose product is annotated as EBF family member 4. The transcript has 18 exons. Gene Ontology annotation, molecular function: DNA-binding transcription factor activity, RNA polymerase II-specific; RNA polymerase II cis-regulatory region sequence-specific DNA binding. Gene Ontology annotation, biological process: regulation of transcription by RNA polymerase II. Bases 33 to 1934 code for a protein of 633 amino acids. NCBI's taxonomy places the organism in Eukaryota, Metazoa, Chordata, Crocodylia, Alligatoridae. The record is from RefSeq and is a predicted model, not a curated record.